Entamoeba invadens IP1 is the source of this 1248-nucleotide messenger RNA. RefSeq lists its product as hypothetical. Gene Ontology annotation, biological process: dephosphorylation. The coding region runs from base 1 to 1248 and encodes 415 amino acids. Lineage: Eukaryota; Evosea; Mastigamoebida; Endamoebidae. The transcript has a single exon. The record is from RefSeq and is a predicted model, not a curated record. Gene Ontology annotation, molecular function: phosphatase activity.
AUGUUGUUCCUUUUACUUUCCUUAGUGUUUUCGACGCCAGUGGAUAUCUGCAAAGUGACACCAACACCCUACGAAUCUGCACCAGUUGAUUAUAAGUUGAAAUAUGUUCAAUUGAUUGCACGACAUGGGGACAGAACUCCAUCGAAUUCAUACAAAGGCGACAAUGGGAAGUUUACAUGUGGGUAUGUUGAAGAGUCACACAUCUAUCAAGAAACGUCUGGGAAAGUGUCACACACGGCAACGUCCAAAACAUCGUUAAUUGACAAAAAGAAGAAUCCGUACGCUAUUAAUUAUAUGUGGGAAGGGUCUUGUGAGCCGGGGCAAUUAACUCCAGAAGGGAUUUCAAUGCACUACAAAUUAGGAGCGCACGUCCGAGAGUUAUACAAAUCCAUAUUACCAGAAGUCUUUGAUCCGGAACUCAUCCAUUUGAGAUCUUCAGGCAAAAUUCGAACAUUACAGAGUAUGGAAGCGUUCUUGCAACGAUUUUAUCCAAUAAAAGAAAGAGGGAAGUACACUGACUUGGAGAUAUUGACUCGGCCAUAUGAAAUUGAAUCGUUGAAGCCCAAUAAAGAUUGCUGCCCUAUUAUUAAAACUCUCGACACUGCUACCGCACAAUCAGAGGAAGUCAUUAACCUGAGAAGUAACGAAAACGUUACAAAGGCCUACAACAAGAUUAAAAGAGUCACUGGAAUAGCAGAUGCGACUGGGGACUUGUAUGACUAUGUGGAUAUGAUGGCUGCUCGCGUCUGUCACAACGAGAAAUAUCCAUGUAAUGACAAUGAGUGUUUAGACGAGAGUGAUUACGAGACUAUAUUGGAUGAAUACCUCAUUGAAAACAAGUACUUCUAUGCAGCGGGUAGUGCUAAAUACAAACUUGGCUUUUUCGUUGAUGAAAUGCUUGCCGAUGCGGAAAGUGCACUCAAUGGGAAAGUGGUAUACCAACACUAUUCUGCUCAUGAUAGUUCCAUUUAUGGUAUACUUGGCCUUUUGGGAGAAGAUACAACACAGCCGAUACCGUAUGCUUCCACCCUUGCUUUUGAAUACUUGACUAAAGAUGGUGUCAACUAUGUAAGAGCUUUACUCAAUGAUAAAGUUCUGCCCCUCCGUUUGUGUGCGAAAGAAAACAAUAUUUGCACCUUUGAAGAAUUUGAAACUAAGCUUAAGGCGCAAGUGCCACAAUAUUCGGAGUGUGGCAAUACACUUUCCCAACGACCAAUAUCUAGAAAGGGGUGGUAUACUCGAAAUUGA